Molecule: messenger RNA, 1831 nt
Organism: Megalops cyprinoides (Indo-Pacific tarpon)
Lineage: Eukaryota; Metazoa; Chordata; Actinopteri; Elopiformes; Megalopidae
Product: follistatin-A
Exons: 6
Coding region: 56-1105 (349 amino acids)
Biological process (GO): regulation of BMP signaling pathway; cell differentiation; negative regulation of activin receptor signaling pathway
Molecular function (GO): protein binding; activin binding
Source: RefSeq, a predicted model, not a curated record
UCGUAAGCAGAUUACUUUUCCGCUGCCUGUUUCAAUAGUUCACUUUGUCUCCACCAUGCUAAGGAUGCUAGAGAAAUACCAGCUCCACCCGGGCAUAAUUGUGUUACUCAUAUGGCUCGGCUAUUUCAUUGAAGAUCACAAAGUCCAGGCUGGUAACUGCUGGCUACAGCAGGGGAAAAACGGAAGAUGCCAGGUCCUCUAUAUGUCUGGAAUGAGCAGGGAAGAAUGCUGCAGAAGUGGAAGACUGGGGACGUCGUGGACAGAGGAAGAUGUACCCAACAGCACGCUAUUUCGCUGGAUGAUCUUCAAUGGUGGUGCCCCUAAUUGUAUACCGUGUAAAGAAUCAUGCGACAGCGUGGACUGCGGUCCAGGGAAGAGGUGUAAAAUGAACAAGAGGAACAAACCUCGGUGCAUCUGCGCUCCAGACUGCUCCAAUGUCACUUGGAAGGGACCGGUUUGCGGGUCCGAUGGAAAAACAUACAGAGAUGAAUGCGCCUUACUGAAAGCCAAGUGUAAGAGUCACCCUGACCUGGAGAUUCAGUACCAGGGCAAAUGCAGGAAGACUUGUCGUGACGUUCUGUGCCCCGGCAGCUCUACGUGCGUAGUGGACCAGACUAAUAACGCGUAUUGUGUCACGUGUAAUCGGAUUUGCCCUGAAGUGACAUCGCCCGAACAAUACCUGUGCGGAAACGACGGGAUCAUCUAUUCCAGCGCCUGCCACUUGAGGAGGGCCACCUGCCUUCUUGGAAGAUCAAUCGGGGUUGCGUAUGAAGGAAAAUGCAUAAAGGCCAAGUCCUGCGAUGACAUCCACUGCAGCGGCGGGAAAAAGUGUCUGUGGGACGCACGGAUAAGCAGGGGACGCUGCUCCGUGUGUGAGGAGGCGUGUCCAGAGAGCCGGCCGGACGAGGCCGUGUGCGCCAGCGACAACGCCACCUACCCCAGCGAGUGCGCCAUGAAGCAGGCCGCUUGCUCUAUGGGGAUGCUCCUGGAAAUUAAGCACUCUGGAUCUUGCAACUCCAUUAUUGAAGACCAAGAGGAAGAGGAAGACGAUGAAGACCAGGACUACAUGGCUUAUUUCCAUUUAUCUCCAACACUGGAUGGAUAAACUACCAUCACUAGAGGAAUCAUGUCCAUACUGUACAUACUGUCCGUGUACGCUUAUUUAUUUUUUAAAAAAGGAAGUAUACAUAUAGUUCAGUCUGCUAGAUGUUUAUUUAUACUUUGUUUAUGUUUUAUAAUUUAUACAUGUACAAUGUCUGGCUGACUAUAUACCGUGUUAUUUUGUAUUUUCCAAAGAGAAGCAGUGUUAUUUAUUGUGGGGUACAAUGCUACCAUGUAAAGUAUGAAUCUCUUCUGCAAGCUGUAAAUUGCAAUCGGUGAGCUGUAUAAAUCUGCUUAUUGAUGUCACUUUCUUUAUCACAGAUGUUUAUUUCAAGCAAAAAGAGAAAAAAACGCAUGUUAGCCUGUGUUUAUUUAUUGAGAGUCUAUCAUUCAUUAAUGUACAUACGCAGCUCUGUUUUUUGUUUACAGUUCAUAACUGACCAAAGGGACUGUCUCAAUGGUUCUGCGAAAGUGUAUGGUGCAGCACAGUAAUAUGAAAGACUUAGGCUUUUUCUCUGAAAGUAGUGGUUUUCUUGUCUUGAAAGCAGAAGACAAACACAGACUCAGUAUUUUGUUAUACACAUUAAAAUAUCAUUGGGUGUUAGAAGAUACUUGAUUAUGUCAAAAUGUGCCAUUAACGUGUGUAUGCCAUUUUUUUGCCAAUAUGUUCUCAAUACACACAGAGUUCUGCCUCAUGUUGCAUUUGCAGAACUUACAGAAUUAUGUGAUA